Molecule: messenger RNA, 3098 nt
Organism: Capsicum annuum
Lineage: Eukaryota; Viridiplantae; Streptophyta; Magnoliopsida; Solanales; Solanaceae
Exons: 3
Coding region: 2204-2902 (232 amino acids)
Source: RefSeq, a predicted model, not a curated record
AUUUGUAGUUAUGCAUCCUGAACUUUGCGUAGAUCCUGUGAUCCUCUAGACUAUUUUUUACCGUAUUUAACUGAUAUAUAUUUGACACUUGAACUACUGCGUGUAUUUCACGCACAUUGAACGCCUAAGAAAAAAUAUUUGAUAAAGAACAUUUAGGUCAGUUAAUACGUUAACAAAUAGUUUCGGAAAUUCAUUAUAACCCUCACAAAAUUCAGAUGAGAAGAAAAAAAAAAAAAAAAAAAAAGGGACAAGUGAAUCCUACAAUAUUAUUAAGUUUAAAAAAUAAAAUCGUGAGUUAUAUAAGAUCCGAGUGGCGCGCCCGCUAUCUUAGAUCAACGCAACUUCCAUAUAUACACUCACAACUUUCCCUCCUUUAUCUCUCUCUCUCCAUCUUUUUUUUCUGUAUCAAUGAGAGAAGCUAAUUACUGAUUUGGAAAAGAAAAAUAAUUCGUUUAAUUAGUUGAUUUUGCAAAAUGGGAGUUUAGGACUCACAUUCAAAAUCUUGGUGAUAUUUUUCUUCUUUCAUUUGGUGUGGCUCGAACAAGUGACCUUUUAGUUGGUUCCCUCUGUUUUAGAAUUUGAAUUUAAUGCUCUGUUAGUAGGUUCGUUUUGGCUUCUUUUUUAAAUGUUAAAAGAAAAUUGGGUUCUUCCUUAUCUUGUUCAAAAUCUUGGUAAAAUUUGUGCCCUUUAUGUUCCCUCUGUUCUAGAAUUUUGUCCCCUUUUAGUUGGUUCAUUUUGGCUUCAGAUUUUUAACGGUUAAAGAAAAUUGGGUGGAUGUAUUACUCAGUUUCACUGUGAUGACGACCCACAUUCUCCUUCCUCCUCUUCUUCAAAAUCUUGUUGAAAUUCCUUCUCCAUUUUAUCUCCAAAUUGGGUGUGACGGUUCUAGAAUUCUAUCUUCUUUUGUUAAUCCGUUCGUUUUCUCUGCUUUUUUUGCUCCCUUUUUAACUGUUGGGAAAAUUGGGUUUGUACGUAUUUGUCUCUCUCUAUUCAGAAUCGCAUAGAGACGAAGCUGCUGAUUUAUAAGUUCCUUUAUUUUCCGAAAAAUGUAUUAGAAAAAAUUUGCAAUUUUUUUUUUCCCAUAUGUUGGAAGUUUCUGAUGAGUUUGAUUUUGCUAAAAUGAUUCACAUUCCCCUUGAUAUUCCUCUUCAAAGUCUUGCGAUUUGGGUGUUGUCUGUGACGGUUGAGUUCCUCUGUUAUAAAAUUUUGUUGGUUUCCGGGAAGGGCUAGACCACGAGGGUUUAAUUUGUUGAAUAGCUAACAGGGAGCGAUUCCAAUUCCCACGACGACCCACAUUCCCUUUCCCCUUGAAAAUCUUGAUGAAAGUGUUCUUUAUAAGGCGAAUUGAUCUCAGUUCCCCUGUUCUAGAAUUCUGUGAUUCUUUUGCGAAAAUCGUGUCUAUAUAUCUGUAUGAGUGCUGUGCAUAUAGUAGGGAGGAGUUCUUUGUUUGUAUCUGUGUCUGUACUCUUAUGUUUUUUGUUUGUUAUAUUGUUAUUUGUCUUGAGCUUGGGGUGUAUCGGAAACAUCCUCUGUACUCUCUACUUCAUUCUGAGGUAGCGGUGGUAUGAACUGCAUAUACUUUACCCUCCUCAAACCCCACUUUGUGAGAGUACAUUGGGUAUGUUGUUGUUGUCGUUAUUUCUAAAAAUCUGCCUUUCUAAGUACACUUUACUCUCUGUUGAUUUGAGUUUAAUUAGUUGAUUUGCUAAUGAGAGCGAUUCCAAUUCUAGAUAACCGCCCGCAUUCUCCUUUAUCCUCUUCAAAAUCUGUUGGAUUGAAAGCUUUUCUUCAUUGGGGAAAAUCGAUCAGUGAUGGUUUAGUCUCUAUGUUCUAGACUUUUGUGUUCUUGUAUUAGUUGGGUGGUUCUGGCUUCUUUUAGGAAAAUUGGGUGUAUAUCUAUGUUUAUUCUUAAAUUGUAUAUAUAUCUUUGUUUGUGUUACCAUUUUCUGCGCUUAAUUAUGGGUAGCCUUUGUUAUUUUGCUUUCCAUGAUCUGUUUUCUUAAUUUGUAUAUAACUAGUCUCUCUAUCUGUGUAUUCAGAAUCGUAGAGUCGAAGCUGCUGCUGAUCUGGGUUUCUUUCAUUUUCAAAAAAAUAAUUCAAGUGUUGGAAGUUUGCCAAAAUGGGAGUAUUCAACUUCAUUGUGAUUCCGAUUAUUGAUGGCCCUCAUUCUCCUUCAUCCAGUUCUUGAAAUUCUUGUCCUAAUAUGAUGGAGAAGGCAUUGGACUCAAGUCACUUGCUAGUUAAAGAGAUGAACAAGAAAAAAGAAAGAAUCAGCAAGUCCAAAGCUACCGGUAGUGCUGCAGCAUCAAUGAAUUUUUGCCUAUGCGCUCCUCCCACCCACCCUGGCUCAUUCAAGUGUCGCCUCCACCGAGCCACCUCUUCAUCUUACCCCAGAACCGUUCCAGUGUCGGUGUUGAAGCAUUGUGUAUGUGCACCCGCUACCCACCCUGGCUCAUUUAAGUGUCGCCUUCACCGAGCCACCGCUUCAUCUCACACAAGAUCCGGUAAAUCCUUCUGCUACGUAAAACAAAGGGUUGUGACAAGAAUAGUUCAACUUUUCAUGUCCUCACAAAAGAUGUCUUUAUUCUUCUUCUUUUCAGUUUCAUCAUUCACUCAUCACAUUACGGGCGUCAAAUGUACAAAGAACUUGAAUCCCUUAAAACUGGCCGCGCCUUCACAAAGUGGCGGAAUCAGGAACUCUAACAAGGGGAAUGUUCAUGGGAAGCCUAAACUAUCACGAUUCGGCCGGGCUGCUCUUGCUCAUGCUGCUUCUGCUGCUGCAACUAGUGUACAAAUCCAACCAAUUUCUGCAGCUUUUCGACAAAUGAAUCUUGAUCAAGACAGCCAAGCGAUACGAAGGGGAAAAGAGAAGCGAACCAAAGAUCAAGAUUCUGCUUUUUAAGGAAGUUACUUGAUUAAUGAUAACUAGAUGAAGAUUAAUUGUAUAGAUGGAGAAAUAUCCUUUUCUCCAUGCCUCUGUAAAUAGACAUAUUAACAAGAAUUAUCUGCAACUAGCUAUAGAGAGCUCUAGUGUUUAGUACUGACUGGCUUGUUAUCAAAGUUUACAAUGGCCACAUGUAUACAACCGUACUGAUAAU